Messenger RNA from Rangifer tarandus platyrhynchus (Svalbard reindeer), 1602 nucleotides. The record is from the annotation of a GenBank genome assembly. Lineage: Eukaryota; Metazoa; Chordata; Mammalia; Artiodactyla; Cervidae.
AUGGCUGCGCUGCGGAGGCUCCUGUGGCCGCCGCCUCGGCUGCCGCCUCCGUGCUCGCCUCAUCAUCCCGCCCCUGGGCCGUGGGGGCGGCCUGCGGGGACAGCUCCGGGCCCUCCGGGCCGGCCCUUCUCCUGCCGGGAGGAGGACGAGGGGGCUGUGGCGGAGGCGGCUUGGAGGCGGCGGCGGCGCUGGCGGGAGCUCAGCUUCGCGGCCGCGGCCGGCGGGGGUCUAGUCGGCCUGGUAUGUUACCAGCUGUACGGGGACCCCAGAGCCGACUCCGCGCGGGCGCCGGGCCCCUGGCUCCCCUCGGAGAGCGCGGCCGCCGAGCCCGAGGACCCGCCCGGCGGCGGGGGGCUGUUUCCCAUCCCGGUCGCCGCUGCCAAGGAGACGGUUGCUGUUGGCAGAACAGAAGUCGAAGACCUGGACCUCUAUGCUACGUCUCGGGAAAGGCGAUUUCGUUUGUUUGCUUCUAUAGAAUGUGAAGGGCAGUUGUUCAUGACUCCGUAUGAUUUUAUUUUGGCUGUUACAACAGACGAGCCCAAAAUUGCUAAAACAUGGAAGUCACUUUCCAAACAGGAAUUAAAUCAAAUGCUAUCAGAAACACCACCAGUUUGGAAAGGAUCAUCAAAGCUAUUUCGAAAUCUUAAAGAAAAAGGUGUGAUUUCUUACACAGAGUAUCUUUUUCUUUUAUGUAUUUUAACAAAGCCACAUGCAGGGUUUAGAAUAGCUUUCAACAUGUUUGACACAGAUGGCAAUGAGAUGGUGGAUAAAAAGGAGUUUUUGGUGCUUCAGGAAAUAUUCAGGAAAAAAAAUGAAAAGAGAGAAACUAAAGGAGAUGAAGAAAAGCGUGCAAUGCUGCGUCUUCAACUUUAUGGAUACCAUUCUCCUACUAAUAGUGUACUUAAAACAGACGCUGAGGAACUCGUCUCCAGAAGCUACUGGGAUACACUGAGACGUAACACAAGCCAAGCACUCUUCUCAGACCUCGCAGAGCGUGCUGAUGACAUUACAAACUUAGUAACAGAUACUACACUUCUUGUACACUUUUUUGGGAAGAAAGGAAAAGCUGAGCUCAACUUUGAAGAUUUUUAUAGGUUCAUGGAUAACCUCCAAACAGAAGUUUUAGAAAUAGAAUUCCUUUCCUACUCUAAUGGGAUGAAUACUAUCAGUGAAGAAGACUUUGCUCAUAUUCUUUUACGAUAUACAAAUGUGGAAAAUACAUCAGUAUUUUUGGAAAAUGUGCGUUACAGUAUACCUGAAGAAAAGGGCAUUACAUUUGAUGAAUUCAGGUCAUUUUUCCAGUUUUUGAACAACCUAGAAGACUUUGCAAUAGCUCUGAAUAUGUAUAAUUUUGCAAGUCGUUCUAUAGGACAAGAUGAAUUUAAGCGUGCUGUCUAUGUAGCCACUGGCCUCAAACUUUCACCACAUUUAGUAAACACGGUCUUCAAGAUUUUUGACGUUGACAAAGAUGAUCAAUUAAGCUAUAAAGAAUUUAUUGGAAUUAUGAAAGACAGACUCCAUAGAGGAUUCCGGGGUUAUAAAACAGUUCAGAAGUAUCCCACUUUCAAAUCCUGUCUGAAGAAGGAACUUCAUAGUAGAUAA